AUGCAACGCGUCCGCAGGCUCUCCGGGGCCUUCCUCCACGCAGUCGGCAAUGUAUUCUCCGAACCUCAUCCCCUUACCGAUGUCUCCCUUAGUCCCGCCCAAGCGGACGCUCUCAUCAAAUACCAACGUCAUCUCCCACAUCCCAUGUAUCUUGGCGAGCGGGCAUUUUUCGUAACCGAAAUUGUCGAUACCGAAACCUCGAGUGUUGAAGUUCAAAAAGCUCUCAUUGAACACGAUAUCAUUCUAGAAGCACCCGCUACUUCUGCACCGGGUCUACUGGCUCCCAGAUAUAGCAUGGAAGAUGAAAUUCCUGUCAAAACAGCAGCUAUUACUAAGAAUUUUCCUCAGCAACUUGCUGCUACGGAUCUUUCGUUAAGUAGUCAGAAAUUAGUGGUGGCGCUUUUGUGUUUUUGGUUGGAGGAAUGGAAGAGGUGGUCUCGAUUGGAGAGGGAAGAGAGAGAUCUUACGGAACAGAUUGAAGUUGCUAGACGCGUGGAUAAUACAAGGGCGAUUGGAUUUUUUUCUCCACAAUUGGUUAAAGUGCAGAGGAAGAAGAGAUUGUUGUGGAGUGAACGAGAGGAAAAUAGGGAAAUAGUGGGAAGUUCGACUAGUAAUGUAGGAUUAUCGGGUUCGAGUGGAAUUAGAGAUCGUGGGGAGAAUCUUGUGUCUGAUGCUGCCAGUGAGCAGUUGCCGAGUUAUGGCGAUUCGACUAAUUCCAUUCAGAUUGCUACUGGGGGUGCAGCGAGGGUGAAUAGUGGUGGCGUGGAUGAGUUGCCUGGUUAUGAGGAUUGGACUUCCGAACGUGGUGUUGGUGUUAAUGAUGGUGGUGUUGUUAAUAAUGAUGGUGUUGAGCAGUCUCAUGAGGAUAUUGCGAUUGAGGAGUCGCAAUCGCGGGGUAGUAAUGAUGGUAAUAAAUUACCGAGUUAG
Messenger RNA from Sclerotinia sclerotiorum 1980 UF-70, 927 nucleotides. RefSeq lists its product with no specific name. The record is from RefSeq and is a predicted model, not a curated record. Bases 1 to 927 code for a protein of 308 amino acids. The transcript has a single exon. Lineage: Eukaryota; Fungi; Ascomycota; Leotiomycetes; Helotiales; Sclerotiniaceae.